Funneliformis caledonium is the source of this 1013-nucleotide messenger RNA. Lineage: Eukaryota; Fungi; Glomeromycota; Glomeromycetes; Glomerales; Glomeraceae. The record is from the annotation of a GenBank genome assembly.
AAGUGAUUAAUAGUGUCCCAGCUUUACAGAUUUCAGAUGAAGAAACUAAUGAAAUUCCAUUUCCUGAUAUGGGAUUUUACGCUAUGUUUCCAUUCAAUAUAGAAUGUCAAUUUGAUAAAUUUGAUAAUUAUGAUAAUGAAAUCGAUAAAAUAGAAAUAGAUGAGAGUUGUAACAAUUUUUUAGUACAACCACAAAUGAUAGACGAUGGAUAUUUUGGAUAUUUUUUAAAUAAUAAUAAUUUAAAUUUUACAAGGAUCAACAAUCAAAUGAUUGAAAUACAUUUAUUAGCCAACACAUCUGAUAAUGAGUCGAUAAGCUUUUCCCUUGUUGAUUCUGAAAAUAAUCCCUUAAAAUUUAAAGAUGGUAACGUUGACUUAGAACCAAUUAAAAACUUUAUUCAAAUUAGAGAACUAAUCGCAAAUAAUGAAUAUGAGAUUGUCAAAAACCAGGUUUCACUUGUAGGAUUGACUAGAAAUAAAAGGAAAAUAAUUCAUCCAAAAUUCAGUGGUAUUCUUGGAGUCAGACCAUCUUAUAAAACCCAACCUCGUAUUAUAUCCACAAUUCAGAGCAUCUCCAUUCCUGUUGAACCAAGUACUAAUUAUUUCAGUAGAAUUGAAUUAACCGUAAAAAGUUUCCGUAUGCAAGUGGAGACUGAACAAAGAACACGAACUUUACUCGGUGUAUUUGGUCUAGUGGGCGGUGCUUGGGGUUUGGCUUCGGCAUUAUAUGCGACUUCAUUUGGCGUAGAUACGAUUCGUCCUUGGGGUUGUUUGCAGUAUUAUUGUGGAUUAAGACAUAGAACUCAUAAUAAAUUUAAAAAAACAAUUCCAGUACUACCAUUAAUCAAUACUUCUUCCUCAAUGACGGAGUUAGAUUCUUAUGCCUCAGAUUUUAAAGAAUUACGUGAUCGUUUAAUUUCUCUUGAAAUAUUCUUAAAGGAAUAUGUUGUUGAUAUAAAGUUUUUGGAAAUAUCAGAGAAAAUGGAUCAAAAUGAUAGGAACGAUAACAUAUAA